Messenger RNA from Guillardia theta CCMP2712, 3444 nucleotides. RefSeq lists its product as hypothetical. The record is from RefSeq and is a predicted model, not a curated record. The transcript has a single exon. Bases 1 to 3444 code for a protein of 1147 amino acids. NCBI's taxonomy places the organism in Eukaryota, Cryptophyceae, Pyrenomonadales, Geminigeraceae.
AUGGGAACUGUUGCUAAGACAACAUUCUUCAUAAUCUUCUUCUGCCUCUUGGACUCUUUCCUUGCCAAGGGCGAGGAGGAACCAGGGGAUCUGUUUGCUCGCUACGUGAAAAGACUGUGCUCGAUAUGCAGCAACAGGCGAGAAGACUGCGGUUGCGACGAGACCCUACAUGGCAGCGCGGGAGGCUUCCGCCUCCUCCACGAGUACGCUCUCAAGUACGAGGGAUGGGCUGAGGAAGUGAGGAAAGGAAGAGCACAAGAGCUGAGGUUUGUAGUGGCGGACGUGACGGGAGGAGGGUUCGGGAAUCAGAUCUUUCAAGCCAUUCAAGGGCUGCUGGUGGCUCUCGAGCUUCAGAUGCCGCUAGUCGUGAUGGGAGUGCAUACACGAGAGCAGACAGCAAGGCUGGGGAUGACGUGGCACCCAAACCUCGAGCAGCACUACGUGUUCAACGCUGUCCUUCCCCUCAUUGAUGAGAACGUGCUGGAGGAGCUGAGGUGGAGAGAGGGGAGGUUGACGAAGAUGGUAUACACGCAUGACGCGGAAGGAAUCGAGUUCUUGACGUGCAGGAACUGGCACGAGGAGGCAGCAGGGUAUCAGUUCUUGCGGAUCCAUGGCAUCACAGAUGUACACAUGGCGGAGCUUAACGUCUACCAUGGAAGAAGCAUCAAGGAAGCUUUCAGAGGAAAGACUUUCUUUUGGUUGUCACACUUCCUAUGGGACAGAGAUCGAUGGGUGCAGGAGGUCGUUCAGGUAGAAACUUCUCCUCCCGCCCCCUGGGAUGGUCUGCGGACAGUCCAAGAGCUCGGCACCCUCCUUCCGGCGUCUCCUCAAGCCCUGAGAGUUGGGCUUCACCUCAGAUUGGGAGGUCACUUCUUGCACUUCGACCACAGGCACGCGUUCAAGGAGGGGUCGGACGUGCUCGACGGCCUCGACCCGCUGCAGUUCUACUGUGGUGGGCAUGCAAACUCCGUCAAGACUGUGGGGCCCUGUCUGAGGACGAUCAUAGCAAGACACGGGGAGGGCCACGAGAGGAUAGUCGUGCUGUGGUCGUCUGACAAUGGGAGGAUCUCUGAAAGAUUCAUCGAGGAGGUCGUCAGGAUCCCGCACGUGAGUGUUGUUCGCAUCCUCCACAAGGAGGAGGAGAGGUAUGACCACCCCGAGAUCAGGUACGCCAUGGCAGACGUCGCACUUGUGUCGCUGUCCGAGAUGUUCCUCGGCACUGCGCUCUCAUCCUUCUCCUUCUACAUGCACGCUUCCUCCCUCAUCGUCCCCUACUACAUGGGCCACGUGCCUGGAUCAGGCUGCAAGAGAGCGGCGAGCAGCGAGGCAGGGCUGGUGACUCACAGCGUCGGCUCUAUGCAUGUGUGGUCUUCUUGCUUCGAGGACGAGGACGAGGAGGGAGGAAGGGAGAGAGGAGCAGCGUGCGAGAUCGCUGACAAGGAACUAGAGGAAACCAUGAGAGGCUGCACUGCGGUGUUCGAGAUCUUCCGUCAUAACUGCCUGCAACGAGCUGUAACGUGUGUCUCUGACGCAGACAUCAAGAACUGGUCGAGCAGUCUCAAUCUCGAGACCGACAUGGGAAACUUUUACAACCUGCGAUGGUCGCGCGAUGGUUUGAGGUGGCACUACCUCGUCCCUGACCUCAUCGACUGCCACUCGUACCGGGAAGCUAAGAAACUUGCUGCCAGUGAGCUGGAGGACAACGACAGGAACGACUCAGUGCAAGAGCAGUCAGAAGUGCGUUCACGUCAGGAUGUUGUUGCAGAAGAGUCAGAUUCCCUCGAUCGUCGCUUCAAGGCGUUUGCACAGGCUGUUUGCCAGAAGUGUAAGGCCAAACAAGAAGACUGCGGUUGUGAAGAGCUGCUCUCCUCGGAUCCUUUUUUCACCCUCCACAAGUACGCGAGCAAGUACGAGGAGUGGUCGCGGAGGCAGGACGACAGGGAAUACAUGAAUACCCUAAGGUGGGUUGUCGUCGAUGUCAACGGAGGGAUCGGAAAUCAACUGCUACAAGCUGUCCUCGCACUGAUGAUCGCCAUCCGGACUGACCGCGUGCUAGUUGUCAACCUGAUGACUCCGGUGGAGUACAACCUGUCGCACGUGCUCCCCCUGCUCCCCCUCGAGGUACCAGCAAGUCUGGGAUGGCCGAGAGUCUCUACCCGAGAGAUCGCGACUGAUCAUCGGGAUGGGAGGGAUGGCGUGCAGUUCUGGACGUGUGGAGACUGGCGAGAGCUCGACGGUGUCAAGUUCCUGCACAUGAUGGGCUUGUCAGACGUUCACCUGCCGCUGCUGCAUCCUGUGCAUGGCUGGUGGUUCAGCAAGACAUUCAGGGGAAAGCCCUUCUUCUUCCUGUCUUACUUGCUGUGGACGGGGGAGGAGAUGAUGGAAUAUCCUGUGGUCGUCAAGACCUUUCCUCGCUCUCAGCUCUCAGGGCCAGCCAGCAUGCAGGCGCUCGUUGCGAAGCUCCGACACCUGACCGAGAGAGAGUCAGUGGGGAUACUCGCCGUGCACAUGAGGAUGGGAGGGUACAUGAAGAAGAAGUCGCAGGCGUACAGCCCGGAGGCUGGCAAAGGGGACGACUUUCUGCUCUUCAGCCAUAAGAGCAUCUUAACGCAAGACUGGGAUGGAGAGGGCCUUUCCCCCCUCGAGCGCUACUGUCUUGGCGACGAGGCGUCGCUGCAGCCUGCGCUCGCAUGUCUGGGGAGGCUUGUAGAGCAGAUGAGGAGCUCGCAGGGCAAGGAGAAAGUGCUGCUGCUGUGGGCGACGGAGCGAGCGGACAUGCUCGAGAAGAUCGCUCCCUCCUUCUCCCAGGUGCACAACGUCACCAUCCUCAAGGUCUCUCCCGACUCGCAGGCGCUGGAGGAGACGUGCUCCUCGUCUGACGUCAUGAGGAGGCGCUGCCACUCGCUGGUCGGGCUGACCGACUUCUUCCUCCUAACUCAAGUCCACGACGUCUUUGUUGGUACCGCACACUCCACCUACACAUACUGCAUUCACAGCAGAAGCCUUUCGGUCCCUGUAUACGUUGGGCUGUCGGCAGGAAGCUGCUCGGUAGGAAGCGGACAUCAGGCCGGACUUUUCUCUCGCGGAUCUACCCCAGCUGAGGAGCAAGUCCCGCUGCAUUCCCAGCUGGGGGACAUGGAGGUUGACAAGUAUCGCAACUGCACCAUGGGCUACUACAUCGCGAUGCACGGCUGCAUGGAAGAGAUCGCUACCUGUGUGACGGCAGAGCAAGUCAGGACGUGGGCUGCUCCCCUCCUGAUUGGGCUUAACCAUGUCGAGCUGUACGAGCAGCUCUGUGCUCGGGUGGGAUGGCGGGGGCUGCGAUUCGUGCCUUCAACUGGCAUCGUCUGCAGCGAGAUCCUCGAUAGUCAUCUAGAGAGGCUAUGGGGAGAGGAGGGGAAGGCUGACGAGCACACUGCCGAAGGAGGGAAGGGAGGCGUCUGA